GACAAGCUCCUCUGAAGUGAGAAGCUGCCCUUGGCUGUGAGCCCUCUGCAAGAUCACUAAUGAUCACUUGGCAUUUCUGCGACACCGGCAGGUCCUUAGGGUUUGUGCAGGUUUGCAGUCAUGUUCACCGUUUCUCAAACCUCGAGAGCAUGGUUCAUCGAUAGGGCCCGUCAGGCUCGAGAGGAAAGGCUUGUGCAGAAGGAGCGGGAGCGGGCAGCCAUCGGGAUUCAGGCCCACUUCCGGAGUUUCCUCUGUCGGAGUCGACUGCAGAAAGCAAUCAGGAGAGAGAUCGAUGAGUUUUUUCAAGCAGAUGACUCUGGGUCCAGUAAAAGAAGUGCACUUUGUAUUUUUAAGAUUGCCAGGAAACUGCUGUUCUUGUUCAAGAUUAAAGAGGAUAACGAGAGAUUUGAAAAGUUGUGUCGCUGCAUCCUGAGCAGUAUGGAUGCUGAGAACGAACCCAAGGUGUGGUAUGUGUCCCUGGCUCUUUCCAAGGAUCUCACCCUCUUAUGGAUUAAACAGAUCAAGGACAUUCUGUGGCAUUGCUGUGAGUUUCUUGGGCAGCUCAAGCCUGAAAUCUUACAAGACUCCAGACUCGUCACACUGUACCUCACGAUGCUUGUCACCUUCACAGACACUUCAACAUGGAAAAUUCUCCGGGGGAAAGGUGAGAGUCUUCGGCCAGCCAUGAACCACAUUUGUGCAAAUAUAAUGGGACAUCUCAAUCAGCAUGGAUUUUAUUCUGUGCUUCAGAUAUUGUUAACCCGUGGCCUGGCGAGACCCCGGCCUUGUCUGUCCAAAGGCACUUUAACUGCAGCCUUUUCUCUGGCGUUGCGCCCUGUGAUUGCUGCACAGUUUUCAGACAAUCUGAUCCGGCCAUUCCUCAUCCACAUCAUGUCUGUGCCAGCUCUUGUGACUCAUCUCAGCACAGUGACCCCUGAGCGCCUCACUGUUUUAGAAUCUCAUGACAUGCUUCGUAAAUUCAUCACAUUUUUAAGAGAUAAAGAUCGAUGCCGUGAUGUCUGUGAAAGUUUAGAAGGAUGCCAUACGCUGUGUCUGAUGGGCAACCUCUUGCACUUGGGCUCCCUCAGCCCCAGAGUGUUAGAGGAGGAGACGGAUGGGUUUGUGAGUUUGCUCACCCAGAUGCUGUGCUACUGUCAGAAGUACGUGUCCCAGAAGAAAUCCAACCUGACCCACUGGCACCCUGUCCUCGGCUGGUUCUCCCAAUCUGUGGAUUAUGGCCUUAACGAGUCAAUGCCCUUAGUCACCAGACAGCUGCAGUUCCUGUGGGGGGUGCCUCUGAUCCGUAUCUUCUUCAGUGACAUCCUGAGCAAGAAGCUGCUGGAGAACCAGGAGCCGGUGGCCCACGUGCAGCCUACCUCCCCACAGAACGUGCUUCCAAUGAAGAAUCUCCUGAAGCGUGCGUUUCAGAAGUCGGCAUCAGUGCGGAACAUCCUCAAGCCUGUCGGGGGAAAACGCGUGGACUCUGCGGAGGUGCAGAAGGUUUGCAACAUCUGUGUCCUCUACCAGACCUCACUGACAACCCUGACUCAGAUCCGGCUGCAGAUACUAACAGGUCUCACUUACCUUGAUGACCUGCUGCCCAAACUGUGGGCAUUUAUCUGUGAGCUGGGGCCCCACGGCGGGUUAAAGCUCUUCUUGGAAUGCCUCAGCAACGACACCGAAGAGUCCAAGCAGCUCUUGGCCAUGCUGAUGCUGUUCUGUGACUGUUCCCGGCACCUCAUCACGAUCCUUGAUGACAUUGAAGUUUAUGAAGAACAAAUUUCAUUCAAACUGGAAGAGCUGGUCACCAUCUCCUCUUUUCUGAAUUCCUUCGUGUUUAAGAUGAUCUGGGAUGGAAUCGUAGAGAACGCCAAGGGUGAGACCUUGGAGCUGUUCCAGUCCGUCCACGGGUGGCUGAUGGUGCUGUAUGAGAGGGACUGUCGGCGGCGCUUUGCCCCUGAGGACCACUGGCUGCGGAAGGAUCUAAAACCUAGUGUGCUCUUCCAAGAACUGGACAAAGACAGAAAACGGGCACAGCUGGUCCUGCAGUACAUCCCUCAUGUCAUUCCUCACAAAAACAGAGUUCUCCUGUUCCGAAACAUGGUUACCAAGGAGAAGGAGAAACUGGGGCUUGUGGAAACCAGCUCCGCCUCCCCGCACGUCACUCACAUUACUAUCCGACGGUCUCGGAUGUUGGAGGAUGGCUACGAGCAGCUCCGGCAGCUCUCCCAGCAUGCCAUGAAGGGCGUGAUCCGCGUGAAGUUUGUCAAUGACCUCGGGGUGGACGAGGCAGGGAUUGAUCAGGACGGUGUUUUCAAGGAGUUCUUGGAAGAGAUCAUCAAGAGGGUAUUUGACCCGGCACUCAACUUGUUCAAGACAACCAGUGGGGAUGAGAGACUCUACCCUUCGCCCACAUCUUACAUUCAUGAGAAUUACCUGCAGCUCUUUGAGUUUGUGGGCAAGAUGCUGGGGAAGGCCGUAUAUGAGGGAAUCGUGGUGGACGUGCCCUUCGCAUCCUUCUUCCUGAGCCAGCUGCUUGGGCACCACCACAGUAUCUUCUAUAGCUCUGUGGACGAACUACCUUCCCUGGACUCCGAGUUCUAUAAAAACCUCACUUCCAUUAAGCGCUACGAUGGGGACAUUGCUGAUCUGGGCCUCACGCUGUCCUAUGAUGAGGACGUCAUGGGUCAGCUUGUUUGCCAUGAACUGAUUCCUGGAGGGAAGACCAUUCCUGUUACAAAUGAAAAUAAAAUUAGCUAUGUCCAUCUGAUGGCACACUUCCGAAUGCACACUCAAAUAAAGAACCAGACAGCUGCCCUCAUCAGUGGAUUCCGCUCUAUCAUCAGACCGGAGUGGACCCGGAUGUUCUCAACCCCUGAGCUGCAGCGUCUCAUCUCCGGUGACAAUGCUGAGAUCGAUCUGGAAGAUUUAAAGAAGCACACAGUGUACUAUGGUGGUUUCCAUGGAAGUCACAGGGUCAUCAUCUGGCUCUGGGAUAUUCUGGCCUCCGACUUCACGCCCAACGAGAGAGCUAUGUUUCUGAAGUUUGUGACCAGCUGCUCCAGGCCCCCGCUCCUGGGAUUCGCCUACCUCAAGCCUCCUUUCUCCAUUCGCUGUGUGGAAGUGUCAGAUGAUCAGGACACCGGGGACACCCUGGGCAGUGUCCUCCGGGGCUUCUUCACCAUCCGUAAGCGGGAGCCUGGCGGCCGCCUGCCCACCUCCUCCACCUGCUUCAACCUGCUCAAGCUGCCCAACUACAGCAAGAAGAGCGUUCUCCGGGAGAAGCUGCGCUACGCCAUCAGCAUGAACACGGGCUUCGAGCUGUCCUAGCACCGUCCCGGGAGCAUGACCAACAUGCUGGGUGACGCUGCCCAGACCCUCUCUAUAGCCAUGAGACUCCCCUGUGGCCUCAAGACUUUGGGAUGCACGUGACAACUCCACACAACAUUCUCCAGGUGACACUGAUGGGAAGGGGUGUCAGACAUAAAUCUCCAGAUUCUGCCAGCAUCGGUCCUUUCUUCUUACAUCCCAGUGGCCUGGAGCCCAGGCCUGUGAUUGUGGAGGGGCUUCUCUUUUUUGAUAGUUAGGUCUUUUUGUGAGUCUUUCUUUCCUUACCGUUCUGAGUGAGCUGUGCGUGAACAAGGCCCAGGCACUCCAGGGCUCCAGAGUGGUUUCCGUGGCAUGGGCCUUUGUGCACAAAACCUAGUACACGUGAGAUGCUCUCCUUCCGUUUCUGAAAUCUCUACUCAGGUAAGGCCUUGCCAAGCCUCUAUGCACCCAACAAAGUCUCCACCUCCAUCCCAUCCACAGCAGCCUCUCUCCAGACCGCCAAGUCCACCUGCUCCCCAGGGAAGGAGAGGCGCCUGCCAGGAGGUCAUGAGCACAGGAAGUUCCAGGCGCUGCUCCCACUGGGAAGCCUUGUGGCAGCCCCCCUCCCUCACUCUAACCUCAGAUGCUCUGCGUCCUCAGCGGGCCUCUGCCAGGGAGCCUCCACUGGCUUGUUCCCAAAUGUACGUUCACAUUGGCAUCCUGGGUUUACCAGAAAACACCUGUUGGCCCUAAGAGCAGCUCCAUUUCUAGAAGGCACCAGCUGUUACCCGAAGCCUCCCAAUCCCCAAGGAGCAGCUGCCUUUCUCCUGCCCAUUUGCUCGCUGUUAUCUGGGAAGAAAAACACUAACCAAGGCCCUGUCCCAUUGGGCGUGGCUUUACUCAUAGAUUGUAAAAUCCCAAGACACUUGGGUUUUGCACCCAUCCUUCCAGUACAGAGAACCCGGGAGACCUUUGCACUGACUCCGCUCACGAGGCUCAGGAAAUUCACAGCCCCCGGGGUUGGUUUUCUCUGUUGUUUUCUUACCGUUUGCUCUUUCAACCCAUUGCUCCUCGGUCCUCAUUCUCCAUCUUCACCUUGAGAACUUGAGCUCCAGGGAAUUGAGGCAAAGGCCAUGUCAGACGUGUUGACAACCAUCCACCCUCGCCCACCUCAUCACACCCCUUCAGCCUCCCCACCACGGAGACUGAGCCAGAUUAGAAGCCAGGAGUGCCUGGUCCCCUCCCUGCUCCGUGGAGCGGCUUAGGGCUCAUAGCUCCCUUCCAAGCAGCAAAACACCUUCCAGGAAGAACCUUCACAUUGGCAGCAAAGUGAGCAAGACCUGUCUCCACGGCUUCCGUCAGAGGGUUUCUGCCGAGUGCCAGUGUCCCUUCCUCACCCAAGCCUGGCUGUGCUGGAGCCCCUGGCUUCUGGAGAACUUGGAUGGAAAGACAGCAAGGAAUUUAAACACAGAUGGGAAUUUACCAUUUAAGAUUUAUCAGCAACCUCUGACUCUACGGAUUUGCCACUUUAAGUGCUCGCUUCCUCUGAAGAUCUCUUCUGAGCGUGUCUGUGUACACUGAGCAGGUUUGUACAUCUGUGCUGGGGCCUACAUAAUUGUCAACCUGUACAAACAAACGUGAUCCCACCUUGAUUUCUGUCACCCGAGAGUCAUCCUGUGUGGGACUGGGGGGAGAGUGGUUUCUAAGCAUCAGCUCGGGGCUUCUUUUGACGAGGAGGGGUAGUUUGAUAUUUCAUUUACACUCUUCAACAGCUGGAAAUAUUGCACUAUCUAAAACACUACACCUGUGCUUUUAUAGCUGGUGUUCAGCAACACCGUGAUGGCUCUUGAUGGCUCUAAAAAGUUGUGGGUUUUUAAAAAAUAAAUUAUAAAACCAAAAGUCGUGGCCAUUUUUGUUUUCACAGAUGACUUACAGAUUAAAACGUGAUCAGAGGCUUUAUUAAAUUUGUACUUCAGCACAC
Molecule: messenger RNA, 5290 nt
Organism: Miniopterus natalensis
Lineage: Eukaryota; Metazoa; Chordata; Mammalia; Chiroptera; Miniopteridae
Gene: UBE3B
Product: ubiquitin protein ligase E3B
Biological process (GO): ubiquitin-dependent protein catabolic process; protein polyubiquitination
Molecular function (GO): ubiquitin protein ligase activity
Source: RefSeq, a predicted model, not a curated record